Messenger RNA from Rhincodon typus (whale shark), 1360 nucleotides. RefSeq names its product ankyrin repeat domain 9 (gene ankrd9). The coding region runs from base 188 to 1099 and encodes 303 amino acids. Gene Ontology annotation, molecular function: protein binding. Lineage: Eukaryota; Metazoa; Chordata; Chondrichthyes; Orectolobiformes; Rhincodontidae. The transcript has a single exon. The record is from RefSeq and is a predicted model, not a curated record.
CGCUACGGCUACAAAGAGAGUGCAGGAAGCAGAGUGCCCGGCUUCUAAGGAGGGGUUGAAUCUGUGACCCAGGGAGAGCUGCGUGUACCUGGAGUUAGCGAAAGAAGACCAGGAGCACGGCUGAGGCUUCUCGGACCGGUGUCCCUCUGCCUGGGAGCCCGGCUCUCCCCCUCCCUCCAGCCCGGCCAUGCCCUGGGAUCUGAGCUCCAGCAGUCCCGGGAACGGUCAGCAGGAAUCCCGGUGGCGGAAACGCUGCAGGAAAUCAUCAUUCGCUUUCUACCAGGCGGUACGGGACCUGCUGCCCGUCUGGAUGCUGGAGGAGAUGAGGACCAUGGAGGUGUUCCACUGGGAGGACAGCGGCCGCAUGAGCAGCUAUUCGCCGUCCGAGGCUUUGCUUUAUGCCCUUGUACAUGACCAUCAGGCAUACGCCCGGUACCUACUGGCUGAGCAUCCCCGGGCUGCCCUGGCUAUGCCCAGCACCAGCUUCUGCUGCUGUUCGGCCCUCGGCCAGCACCUGGCCAUGGCUGUGCGCUAUAACCGGGUCGCCACCCUGGCGCGGAUCCUGUCCAGCCUGCAGCACUUACCGGAGAAUGAGCGGCGCCAGUACAUCGACCGCCGGGGCUGCGAGCAUGUGGAGAGCGGCAAGACCCCGCUGCAUUUGGCGUGCGAGCUGGCCAGGCCCGAGUGCUUGACCCUGCUGCUCGGUCACGGCUCUUCCCCUUACAUCAGGGACUGCCGCGGAGACACGGCACUGGACACCUUACUGCAGCAACUGGGCUCUAGUCCCCUGGAUAGUCCCAGGAAGAUCAGCUGCCUGCACCACCUCCUGCUCUUCAUGCCCCGACUCCAGUUUCAGAUGAAGGCGGCGUUGAAGGACAAUGCCAGUUUCUGGCAGACACUUCUGGGGACACAGCUCUUCCAAUGGCUCUCGGGCUUCAGCCCCGCUCCCCUCUUCAUAAAGGCCAUGCAAACUUUAAUCAGGACGAUCGACCCCGAGAAAUUCCCGGAGGCUCUGGCCGAAUUACCUAUAUCUCAUCUCCUCCGAACUCUGGACUUUAAACUGACUGCAGGCGGCACUGCCCAUUCAAACUUAACAUAAUGCCGUAUUUAUCCUUUUUUAGCGAUUUUUAUAAACAGACUUUAUAUAUUUAUACAUAAUUUUAAAAAUGUUACUUUGCUAGUAAGUGAACGGCCUAAUCUAGAUUAAUGCCAAACCGAUAUGUGGUGAACUUUGGAAUUAAGAAUUCUCCAGGAGUUUCAGCAAAGUGUAUCGAACUGUCGAUUCCUGAAGUUUGUAAUAUAUUAUUGAUUCAACUUUCUUUUGCGAGAAUAAAUCUAUUUUAAUGCAUUUGACUAUGAA